AAUCAGGAAGAUCAGAGUUAGAAAGGAGAAAAUAUAGCAGAAAAGCUCAGUUUCCUGUAGCAUAUCCAAAUGUUUUCCUCAUGUCUUUUUGCUUACUCUGGAUUCCAAACAGUCCCCAUCCCUUCAUCAAAUUAAAGUUUUUGCCCUUGGGUGCUAAAAACCCAUAAUUUCUAGGAAAGCAUUAAAAACAAUACAGGGAUAAAAGUAGUUGGGAGAAAAUACACAUUGGGUUUUCAGUGCUGGAGGAAAAGCUUGUAGAAUAAAGAUGAACUGGGUUUUUUUUAAAGGUUUUUAGGGUUUUUUUUCUUGUGGGUUCCUCCCUUCCUCCCUGAGGUUUAGAGUCCUAUGAAGUUGAGUUUCUCUCAGAGGGGAGAGAACAAUGAAAGGGAGGGAGAUCUAGCAUAUUGUCUGCAUUUUAAAUAGGCUGGUUUCUCUUUGAUAGAAAAUAAAUAGUAAAUUUGGAUUAGCUCUUAACUUCCUACUCUCAGAAGAAAUCACAAAUCUAGAGUUAAGUAAUGAAACCUCUCUAGGAAAAUCAAUGUAACGUGUAUCCAAGCUCAAUUUAUUCAAGAGGUCAGCUUUGUUGCUGCCCUGGCAUAGCUUGAAUUUAAUGAUUAACCUCUUAAUGACUGUUCAUGUAACUUCCAUCUGGUAUUUUAUAUAAGUGUAAGCCAAGAUGAUAACAGAAUGCUGUAGUAAAGCAGUGUCUGCUAUUCAGGGAAAAAUCUCAUUCCAAAUCCUGUAUGCAGCAUGCAUCAGCCCCAGUGAAACUGAGAGAAGCCCAUUAAGAAAUCCGAUUAGCUGUCUGCUCUCUAGUUUCUUGUGCAGCCAACCACUCAACAGAAUUCUUCAGCCUCUUGUUUCAAAAGACCUUGGACAAUCUUCUGCUGUUCCACUCCCUUUGGUCCCACAUUUCAGCAAAAAAAAAGAUCCAAAGGGGAGGAUGAGGCAGCUUAGAGGAAAACCCAAAAAAGAGACCUCCAAAGACAAAAAGGAGAGAAAACAGGCAAUGCAAGAGGCACGGCAACAGAUCACCACCGUGGUGCUUCCCACACUGGCUGUCGUAGUACUGCUGAUUGUCGUUUUUGUUUAUGUAGCGACUCGUCCAAAUACAACUGAAUGAUGCAGCUUUUCAGACUCUCUAGCUUUGGGAUAUUAAUUUUACCAAGAGCCAAAAGGAACUCUCUGCCACUCUUCUAGUACUUUGCAAAGAAUCUUGCUGGUAUUUUCAGUCUUUCUCUUGGCUAGGGUCCCAUGGAUUCUCUUUAGGAAUGUAACAUAAAACGUAUUAGUGAAUGUGCCAGUACGUUUUAUGGCCCAGUUAUGUGCCUUUCAGACUUUUAAAAAUGGUGUUUUUCUUAAAGCUGUUUGAAGCUCUAUAUUGUAAAAGGAAAUCGUGUUCUGCUAUAAAUUUGUAAAAAAUCAGCUUUCAGCUUUUAUCACUGUUACGGAUAAUGUUGCUCCCAUGAGCUCUUGUAUGUCUAUUUCAGAACUUCCAAAGAAGUACAUUUCUUCUUUGUACUUAAUGUCAUAUGAAGUGCUUUGAUUCAGAAAGGAUAUAUUUAUUUUUUGAAUAAAAGAAGUCUUACUUGGAAUCUUCAAAUUAUUUUGAAAAAAAAAAGUGACAUUGUGAAAGCCUACAUUGUGUAAUAAUUUUUUCAUCAACCACUAUAUAGUUCACUCAAAAAGUAUUUCUUUUUGGUGCGAGAUACCAACAUGCAAAGUGAAUACUUCAGGAUCUGCUGGAUGGAAUUUUACAGAAUUUGGACAGGGAGAUUCUGCCAGGUUAUGGUGAAGUAACUAAUAACAAACUUCAUAAACACAGAUAGUUGCUUAUCUGAAUGUUCAAUAUUUGAAACUGUGUAAGUGGCAAUAAAAAGGUGGUUUUGCAUAUAGCUCUUGAUUAUUUCUUUUAUUAAAACGGGAAAAGUAA
Messenger RNA from Sturnus vulgaris (Common starling), 1933 nucleotides. The record is from RefSeq and is a predicted model, not a curated record. Lineage: Eukaryota; Metazoa; Chordata; Aves; Passeriformes; Sturnidae.